AUGGAGAGAAAAUCUGAUCUUGCUGCUACCAAUCGCAUCUACGAUGAAUUCGAACCAAUCUCAAACUGGAAAACAGAACAAGGAUUCGAAACUCUCACUAUUUACCUUCCAGGGUUUAGGAAAGAGCAACUUAAGGUGCAAGUAACCACAACAAGGAAGCUAAGAGUUAUGGGAGAACGUCCUGCUGGAGCCAACAAAUGGAUGCGUUUCCGCAAGGAGUUUCCUAUUCAAUCAAACACCGACGUUGACUCCAUCGUUGCCAAAUUUGAAGGCCCAAAUCUUGUUGUCAAGCUCCCUAGACCCGAGCCAAUAGCCAAACAAACCUCACCUAUUCAUACAACAGCCACAAAACCUCCUCUGGUUCCUAAGGAAUCCGAGAAGGUUCAACCACCAAAUCCAACAAGAGAGAAGAAAGAAGCAGAACUCGCAAAACAGACCGAGAAGGUUCAACCGCCAAAGCCAUCAACAGAGAAAAAAGAAGCUCUUAAAGUAGCAGAGAAAAAAGCUUGUGACGGUAUACUUAACCAAGAUUAUAGAAGUAAAGUGAAUGCAUACAAGGAGAAUCUUGGAGGUUAUGUUGCAUUGAUGAAGAACAACAAGACCGCCAUUACAGCUGGUAUGCUUGCUCCAGCUGCUGCUGUUCUGUUCCUGUCCAUUGGCUUCUAUGCUGGUCGAAUGUUUACUUCUUAA
Messenger RNA from Microthlaspi erraticum, 690 nucleotides. The record is from the annotation of a GenBank genome assembly. Lineage: Eukaryota; Viridiplantae; Streptophyta; Magnoliopsida; Brassicales; Brassicaceae.